Messenger RNA from Cladophialophora bantiana CBS 173.52, 867 nucleotides. RefSeq lists its product as uncharacterized. Bases 1 to 867 code for a protein of 288 amino acids. The transcript is spliced from 3 exons. The record is from RefSeq and is a predicted model, not a curated record. Lineage: Eukaryota; Fungi; Ascomycota; Eurotiomycetes; Chaetothyriales; Herpotrichiellaceae.
AUGUGUCGCAGGUCUCACGAGAUUGCAUUGUCUUACUUCGAGCUGGAAUCGAUCGAGAAACAGUACAAGAUAGGGAAAGCUUCAGCCGCUUAUUUUGAAUUUGUUUUAUUCUUGAGAGGUUUGAGAUCAUCCUCACCUAACCAUCUGCUCCUCUCAUGCCUUGUGGCUCACAAAACCUUCUGCAACAGUGAACUAGAGCUGUGCCUUGAUCUCCCUUCAAGUGGGCAGCGUGCCUACGAAACAAAGGUGCCACUCCCGACGAGUCAAUAUGACGAAGAAGGCAUGUACUACCUAUUGUCACUGAUCUCGUUUCGAAAGAUCUCUGUGGACAUCAAUGAAAGCGUGGGAUAUAGCAAUAAGCUUAAAGGGUUCUCCAUGCCCCGAGCAAGGCCUGGUCCGCCGUCCGGCAGCUACGGCGCCGUUAUCGCGAACGCGCUUACACGACAACUCGACGACUGGUAUCAGAACCUACCGGGCCCUGUGAAAUUUCCCCUGAACGAUGAUUGGAUAUUCGAUGUUCGAAAAGCACGCUUACGCUGCCAGUACUUCAUUCACAGAACGAUGAGUCUUGAGCAAGGGCUGCGCGAAUGUGUAAACGCUUCUCGGGCUUUCUUGAAAGCCGGCGAAGAAAUAUUGACGCAGACGUCCUUGAUUGCGCAUUUGGCUUUGAGAGGGUAUUUCGCCAUGGCGAUGAUUCUGGCACUGGUACAUUCGAGCACCCUGCACGCCUCAGAAGAUGAGAUCGAUGACGAUGAGAAGCUUCUGCGGCAAGCACAUCGAUGUCUCUCGAAUCGGAAGGAAGUUCCUUUCCUCCGUGUGUCGAUGGUCAGGCUAGAUGAUAUUCUGCGGUGGGAAAACAUCCUCUAA